UCCAAAAUUACUCCAAAGAAAAUUUCUUAUAUGUAUAAGUAAACUUUCAACUUCUUUAACCCUUAGAUUUGAAAGAUUACUUUUGAAAACUUUAAUUUCAUUUAAAGUAAAUUUUUCCAAGGGAUGUUCUGCAUCUAUUUUAUAUCUGUUAAUUCGUCGAUCUUCAAUAAGAUAUACGCGACUGCGCCUUUUCAGUACGUAGCACGUAUGUUAUCUUCUGUCACUCUCAGCGAUACGUGUUGUCGGGCUUAAAACGAGAAUACAUUCUUAUUUAUGCCCCGUGCUUCAUAAUAUUGAUUCUCUAUAUGUCUAUUUACAUUUAUCGCUUGCCUAUGGUACGCGCGAGGCAUUGAGAUCACCCGAAUAUCAUGCGGACUGUUUCCGAAAACUUCUCAAUGUUCGCACGACCCUCGCCGUGGACGGAUUCGAUGCGGCACGCGGCAUCCGUAAUCGAAAUCACAGAACCAUGAAACUCCUCUUUCUAUUCCUGGCAACUUACGUCUCUCUGCAGCUACUUAUUGUGCACGCGACAGACCUGAACGAAUAUCUGAAUGAGAAGCUACGACAGUCCAAGAAAGAAUUCAUCAAGAUUCAAAUCCAAGAGACGUCGCCGGUGCAAGAAACAUCGUACAGAGUACACUGGAACAGAGCAUGGCAGGUACCAGUAACGAGCGAUUAUCAGCCGUUCACCGUAGACAUGCUCGACGGGGUGUUCAUCCUCGAAGGCAAUCGCGUGAUGGCACCCUCAUUCAACGCGACGGCCUGGAACGAGACCUACGACGCGUUACGCGAGGUUGAUCGGAUCCGAGACGAGUCCGUCGUUAAGUUCGUCAGGAGCAUCGUGUGGGAGAACAUCAACUACCUGUUGGUGUGCUACAAGCCCGGUCUGUGCAGUCUUCACACGGCAAGACCGAAUCACCCAUUACAAUUCCGCCACACCAUAGGAUCCCGAGGCAUCCUCGUGGACGCCCAGUUUUUCACGCAGGACGACCGACUCUAUCUGAUCAUCGCCAAUAACGCCGAAAAAUUGUCCAUACCGUCCGUAAUCUACCAGUGGAGCGGCACGUAUAUGGACGUCGUCGCUGAGGUGAUGACGACCGGCGCGAUAUCGCUGACCACGUUUGAGCAUCUACGAUCGACGAUCAUCGUGUUCGCCCAGAGCGACACCGAGCUGCUCGGUUCCAACGUGUACGAGUUCAAGGACAAGCACGUCGAGAGGAUACAGUUCCUGUCCACCACGCGUCCGACCUCGGUGCACAACUACGUCCACGGCGACUUCAACUUCGUCCUGAUGAUAAAUGACUUGGGGCCGAGCGACGUGCUCUGCUGGGACGGGAAUGAAUUGCUGGAUUGGUUCAGCCUUCCUGACAUCGUACCGCAUAGCCUGAUAAGUAUUUUUCACAUGGACGGCGAUACUUUCGUAGUUGCAGCGCACGAUAAUACUGUCCGGUUGUACAAAUUUCACAGUACGUCGGAUUGGAAGUGCGAGGAUGUUAAACACUUUCAGGAUAACCAGAAGAUAGUCGAUAUGACUGUACUGGUGAACGAGCAUACGAUGAAUGUAACAUUGAUCCUUGUAGAAAAGGACGUGUACUGGGUGGAACAAUGGGAGGUUGAGAUGACUGCGGUACCGAUAGAAAGCAGUGUGGAGGACAUCGAUGCAACAAGAAGAUGCUUAUCGGACCUGAUCGAAAUAUUACAAGCGAGAAUGCCGGCCAUAAAAGAAGCUCAGGCCUCCUGGAAGUCUCUCUUACCGUCCGCGGAGAAUUUAACGAUUUCAGAACCAGUGAGCUUCGACAGUUUGAUCUUACUGUCCGGCACAGUGGACAGUAUAGAGGUUGCGACCAAAGAAAACAUCCUGCCACCUCACCAGAUUGCGCGAGAUCUGGAUGAACUUGAUCGCAAUAUACACGACGUCCAGGCAAAACAGUCCACGUGGCAGCAAGAGACGAGAGCGACUGCAAAUAUGUUGGAAGGGUUCAAGGAAAGAAUUACAGCCGACGACGUGUAUCUGGAAGAGUUGGAGAUCGACCGGGUGCACGUGGAUUUCUUAAACGGCGUGAACGUGCAACCGCAGAAGAUGAUCCUCCCGGAGGACGAGCAACACUUCGCACAUCCGCUACGCGCGGAAAAUCUCGUUGUGCACGAUCUCGAGGUUGAGUCUCUCUGCGGAAUACCGCCCGAAUAUUGGACGUUGCGAAAUGACGAGGGAAUUGCGUCAGCCAUUGCAAACAGCUCCGUCGAGUAUACAAACGACACAGUUAUAUUGCAUUCCGAUCUGACAAUACCGAAGUUGAAGAUCCAGAGCCUGAACGGGACGAUCGUCGAUGAACUGAUCGGCAAUCUGUUCGUCGUCAACCGCACUCGGGAAAUCAAAGGUACAAUCACGUAUCAGACCUCGCCGCAAAUCAUAAAUCUUACGGCCGAGAUGGUGAACGGUGUUCCCGUUGAUAAACUCAUGACAACGACAACAAAUCAGAGCUUCGACGAUUUCUAUAUAAACAUGUUAUACAUUGAAAAUUUGUACGCGGAGACAAUCAACGGAGUGCCAGUUGAAGAAGCUGCGCGAAAGUCUCGCGAGAACGUUAUUAAAGGCAAAGUAAAACUGGCGAAUCUUCGCGUCACCGAGAAUCUCGUGAUCGACAUGGACGAGUCUAUGAUAAAAUUACCCGACAAGCGACUACAAAUUUAUCAAAAUGUCACGAUAUUGGGCGAUCUGCAUGUUGAGAACAUCGAGGUCAAGAACGCGCUCUUCGUGGAAGAUGUCCCGGUAAACGUGGACGACAUGUUCGAUCGAUACUGGACAAAGUCCACCGAUCAGACGAUCACUGAAGAGAUUACCUUGGAAGCUGGCAUCACCAUCGACGAGCUCAAUGCGAAAUAUCUCAACGGUUUCGCGGAGAGCGACUUUCUGUACACCACGAUGGAGGAAAUACCCAGCGAUUUCACCAAUUUACGCUUCGAGAAUUUCCAUGUUGAACAGUUUGUCAACGAGAACGCGCCCGACGACGAUUUCUUCAAAGUUGAGCCAACGUCACUAACGAUCCGAGAAACGUUGCAUGUGCAGACGCUCCGAGCGAAGGACAUCAUUGCUCUGACUUUCAAUGGCGUCAGCGUAGACGACAUCAUGAAUGAGACUCCUGUAAACUUCACAGGAACCACGGCACUUCCUAUGGUUCGAGCACGUUGUGUGCUGGUUGAUAAUCUCAAUGUUCGUCUUCUCAAUAAUCGCGAGGUCUUCUUCGCAGACGGACUUCGCGUCGACGACGAUCAUCACCUGUCAAGUUUGAAGGUACCGGAGUUUCACGUACGAAACUUGGAAGUGGAGAGGUUGAAUGGAAUCGAGAUGGAUCCGACGCGAUUGAAUGAUCUGGUGAGUUCCGAUCCGAGCCGAAUCGUCAUUAACGGCGACUUGACGGUGGAGGAUCUGACGAUUGACCAAGUGGACGGGAUAUCGGCCGAGAGCUUCUUGGAGGAACUGUCGCGGAGCAACAUCACGAUAGCGUCAGAAAGAAGCAUCGAGCAUCUAGUCGUUCAGAAUAUCACGCUGGAGUCUCUUCGUGGGCAGAACUUUGACAAUCUGAUCGCCAGCGUCCUCACGAAAUCGAGGGAACAAACGAUAACAGGACACUUCACCGCUGACGUCGUCACCUCCGACAACGUCACGCUGGAUUUCAUCAACAAGUGGAACGCUUCGCAGCUGAUGUGGGUGGACGAGCCUUUAACGAUCACGGGCAACGUAACGUUCUCCGAUCUGUUCGUCGAGGGCGACGUGAUUACUCCAAAGAUGAACGGACGCAACGUACGCGAGUUGUACGACAGCUUAUUCUACAUUCCGGCAAAAAAUAUCGAUCUCUUGGAGGUACACGAGAAUGUUUUCUGGGACAAGCCCUCGAUCGAUCCUGCCUCCGUCUCUUAUUUGCUAAGUAACGCCGUGACUAAAGAUAGGGAUCAAAUUAUCACGGGGAACGUGACUUUUGAGAAGAAUGUUCGCGCGUGGGCGGUCAACGGUAGUUACUCAGAUAUCGAGCAAAUUCGAUGUAUAGUAACGGACGCCGUGCUCGAUGAUGGAGAGCGCAUCGAGAUCAACGGAAGGAAAGUCUUCGAGGAAGACUUGACUGCGGACAGCUUGACGGUGAACGGCGAUCUGGGUAUUGUCAGGAUCAACGACGUGAAUAUUCUCGAGUUGAAUGAUUCUGCCGUCAGGCAGAGUCGCGAGGAGACGAUUGUCGGUCCGCUGACGUUCCUCGCGGAUGUCACGAUCGAGAAGCUCUACGUGAACGAUGCCGAUGUCAACGCGUCCGUCAACGCCGCGGUCCGCUCCGACGACGUAAUGCCGGAUAAUAUUUUCUUCGAGGAGCUCGAAGUGCGGGGCGACGUGUGUUUGCAAACGUUGGACGGGAUAUACUUCGACAGGUUUGUGAAGGAUCGUGUCACCCUUAAAGGAAACCACGAUAUCUCGUGCGACGUGAGAUUCAAUGGUAUCGUUACAGUAACAGGCAAUGCGGAUAUAGGGAAAAUUAAUGGAAUUCGCCCAUCCGAGUUUGUCCUAAAUGAUGUCGACGAGCUGCAAAUAAUAAACGGCAGAAAAACUUUCAAGGAGGAUUUGAUAAUCGAUGGAAACGUUGUCGCGCCACGAAUCAACGAUAUCGAAAUAAUGAAAGAAUAUAAUGACGGAGUACAAAACAUCGAUGAAGAUGUCGACAUCUUUGGUGAUCUCAUUUUCGAAGCGGACGUUGAAAUUCAAAACCUAAGUACCUCCGGUUUGGUGAACAACGCGGACCUGCGUUCUCUCGUCAGCGAUCCCGAAGAAAGGAUAAAUGAAACUCUCGCUCUUCUGGAAGAACAUUGGAAGAUAAUCGAGCAGAACGUCGAGUAUAGCUCGCGUAUAUCCGAAACUUUGCGCAACGUCUUUUUCUACCUAGAGGAGGAAGAGAAUCUGGAUAUACCUGGGAACAACGUCAGUAAGGUCGACGUAGUGCACUUUGACGAGAGCACGAUUAGGUUGAACCUGUACAGCGAGCAGCCCGGGAGAUUUUGCGGGCUACCGGACAACUGUACAUGCACGUAUCAGUCUGUGGUCGAGCUCGAUGACUUCGACAAUGAGAACAGAACUAAGCGUGGGAAGUGGGAAGUGAACCCCAUGGAGAUCGUCAAGAACUUUCACGACCCGAGCGAGAUGUUCGGCGUGAACGUGAUAACGAACGCCGUCUCGAGCAGCAAGGAAUGUAGUUCGACGGGAACCAGGCCGGAGUACACUACGUUCUCCUUGAUGACGUCGGAGAAUCUUGAAGAGAAUCACGAAGACGUUUUCGAUAAGGUCGAAGGAUACUUGAAGGACACCGAGAUCUUUAGACACGACGGCGAUGUGUACAUAGUUCUGGCGAUAUAUUACGAUAAAGUGCGCGCGACACAUCGCACGAAUUCCUUGCUUUAUAGAAUGCGCAACGCGACGAGAAACGCGACGUUGGUGCAGGAAAUUCCUACGGACGGCGCUUGGUCCAUUCAGAUCUUCAAAAUCAAUGAUCACGACGUAUUUCUCGUAAUCGGCUGUUACGGCGAGUCCUCGGAAUCUUCAUUACACAGAUUCGAUCCGACAACGCGAAAGUUCGAACGGCUAAGAACGUUCGCAAGCAGAAGCCGUUAUGUGAAGAGCGUGUCGCAGGGAAAGGAUCAUUUCGUUCUGUUGGACAAUCCUGACACGAAUGCCGUCAACAUUUACAAGUACGACCCCGCGUCUCGAAACUUUCACAGUUACCAAAGCAUUUUUCACAUCCAUCAGAUUAACGGGAUCGAGUGCUUCUACACCGACGAUUUUGCCAACAGCGAUGUAUUUGUGAUUGUUACGACGCAGAGCGGACGGUUUUAUAUUUACGAAUAUAUGUUCGCCGGGAAAUUCCAGAUGAAACUGCAGCACGCCGUGAACGGCUUGCGAACGAUGGUGCCAUUCUACUAUGCGAACCGUCACUACAUUUUGGCUGGUACAGACGACAAUAAUAAAAUCUUCCGGAUCGUGAAACAAGGUUCACAAUGAGGCGAUAAAAUGAAGACGCGUAAAGAAAUUUCGUACGCGUACUAAUGUGUAUCUAUAUUGUUAUAGUAUUUAUUACAGAUCGAUGCGAAAGUCACGCUGUUUAAUUGAUUAAGCAAGACUAUAACACGGCGAUUGUUACUAUUUAUUCUUACUCUUUGUUAAUUUUGUAUAGUUUCUAAUGUCGUAUUAGUAAUUAUCGUUAAUUUAUUAUUGCAUUUACAUUAAUUAGUAAUGCAAAAAUUAAUAUACCUUUUUAAUUGUUGUUUACCGCAUGCUACACAAAUGUUGUCGAAAGCGUUGUUUAUCUACGAAUAAAGUUUGCAUUCAUCUCGUC
Vollenhovia emeryi is the source of this 6368-nucleotide messenger RNA. RefSeq lists its product as uncharacterized. The coding region runs from base 467 to 6034 and encodes 1855 amino acids. The transcript is spliced from 18 exons. Gene Ontology annotation, cellular component: cell surface. Lineage: Eukaryota; Metazoa; Arthropoda; Insecta; Hymenoptera; Formicidae. The record is from RefSeq and is a predicted model, not a curated record. Gene Ontology annotation, molecular function: heparin binding.